This is a messenger RNA of Blepharisma stoltei, 237 nucleotides long. The record is from the annotation of a GenBank genome assembly. Lineage: Eukaryota; Ciliophora; Heterotrichea; Heterotrichida; Blepharismidae.
AUGCUUCUUAAGCAGCACAAGAGUGAAGAAACAGACGAAGAGUCAUUCGCAAGUAUUAUCUCUAUUUCCAAUGAAAGUUCAGAAGAUUUAUUAAAAGUGAACCAAAGUUAUGUAGAAGUCUCUCUUUAUUCUGUUAUUAAUUUUUCUCAUGCAGAAUACCAAGGACACACAGAAAUUAUAAAACGAAUUUCACCACCUAUUGGUAAAGCACAUUGCAGCAUAUGCUUACUAUUUUAA